Molecule: messenger RNA, 1260 nt
Organism: Lodderomyces theae
Lineage: Eukaryota; Fungi; Ascomycota; Pichiomycetes; Serinales; Debaryomycetaceae
Exons: 1
Coding region: 1-1260 (419 amino acids)
Biological process (GO): positive regulation of SREBP signaling pathway; translational termination; positive regulation of cellular response to hypoxia
Cellular component (GO): nucleus
Molecular function (GO): protein binding
Source: RefSeq, a predicted model, not a curated record
AUGGCUAAACGUACAUUAGGGUUGGGCAAGGCCGCUAAGGCUAAGAAGCAGAAAACGGAGAGUGAGUCAAUUGAUACUGGAAAGGCUGAUGAAGCUUCGAAUCAAUUGACAGUCGAAUUACCAGAAGAGGUCGAUGCCGAUGAUGAAAUAUCCCAAUUAAAGGGCCUUUACAAAGCCCAUAUAAACUCCGAACGCGACAAUGAGUUAGUGGUGAAUGGUAUAAUCCACGAAUGUGAUCGUUUGCUACGCAACCAAGAAGAAGGAACAUCUUUACCACCUACAUUUUACAAAAUUUACUCCAUCGCCUUGAGUGAGCUUGCCAAUUUCCACUUUGAAGAUGUCAAGCAGGUCAAGGAAUUUUUUGAUGCUAGUUUGGAGAGGAUUGAAACAGGGUUAGAAAAGUAUCCACACGACGUGGAGUUGUUGUUGACUCGUGCAAAGAUUUUGAUCAAUCAAUUGAUUUCUCAACAUGUUUCACAAUUGAGCUUGGAUAGCAAAUCUGAUGAAACAAACGUUAAGGAGUUGUUGGAUGCGGCUUUGAAGGUGUAUGAACUGGCCGAGGUAAAAGCUGAUGAAUCGUCAAAAUUUGAAGCCUUCAGCAACGCCGAAUACUUUGAUAUUUUGGAAGCUGUGGAUGAUUUGUUGGAUAUUGUGGAUAACUUUGGCAAAAAUGAAGUUGAGGAAGAAGAAGAAGAAGAAGAAGAAGAAGGCACCUCCAAAGAUGACAAUGCUGGAGAAGAAGAGGAGGAAAUUGAGUUGGAUGAAACUCACCCCUUGUACCCAAUUAAAAACACUGACGAAUAUAAUCAAUGGUGGAGAGAUCAUACAAUAAAAUAUCUUGAAAUUUUAAACAAGGUACCCUCACCCCCAGAUUCAUUGAUUAGAGAAGUUAAUCAAAGAUUGGGACAAUCAUAUCUUCAAGAGUCAGAAAUACCAACCAAUGUAUACACUACAUUGAAGUACGAUGAAGAUUACGCAGGUUUGGAGGAAUUAGAAGGAUUGACUCUUGAGCAAGCUCAAGAAAUUGCCAAGGACCUCAUACAUAAGGCAUUAGAGCAUCUAAAAAAAGCAGAGGAUAAAGAAGAGCCUGAAUCGUGGGUCAGCAUCGCUGAGGCUAUGAUCACUUUAGGGAACUUGUAUGAGUUGGACUCAGAAGAGCAAGAGAAGUUAUACGAUGAAGCAGAGACGAUUUUAAAGAAGGCCAACAAUGUUACCAACGGGAAGUAUGAGGACGUUUUGGAAAAUCUAUUAGCAAAUUAA